Amphibalanus amphitrite is the source of this 2555-nucleotide messenger RNA. Its product is annotated as protein amalgam-like. Bases 69 to 1493 code for a protein of 474 amino acids. NCBI's taxonomy places the organism in Eukaryota, Metazoa, Arthropoda, Thecostraca, Balanomorpha, Balanidae. Gene Ontology annotation, molecular function: protein binding. Gene Ontology annotation, cellular component: neuron projection. The transcript has 11 exons. The record is from RefSeq and is a predicted model, not a curated record.
AUUCGGUGCUAGACGGCUGUAGAGACGGAUAGAGGACCCCGUCUCUCCCCUGAGAGGUCAGCUGCACCAUGGCGGUGGUGGGGUCAGCGGCCGUCGUUCUCACUGUCCUCAGCGCCCUACAGCCCAGAGGUCUGGCGUCACGGACCGGGUACAGUUACGACUACCCGACGUACGACCGACCGGACACGUUGUAUCCGCCCCAGUUCCUGUCUGUCUCCGGACAGCACACUGUGCGGCAGGGAAACAGCACAGUGCUGCCCUGCGCUGUGCAGGACUUGGGAGCACGAAUGGUCAUGUGGAAGAAGCAGCGUCAGAUUCUGACCGUGAAGAGCCAGGUGUUUGCGGAGCAGGAGAGGAGUCGACUUCGUCUGGUGGACGGAUUUAACCUGCAGAUCAGCCGGGCCACACCCUCGGAUGCCGGCGUGUAUACGUGCACCGUAGCGCUCAACGACCGGGAUUUGGAGCAGACGCAGACACUCGACGUGCAGUAUGGUCCGACUCUGCACACCGUGCCCGAGAGCGGUCUGGUGAUCGCCGAACAGGGCCAGAACGCCACGCUCGAGUGCCACGCCACAGGAAACCCCAAGCCGCGCGUCAAGUGGAGAAAAAAGGUGGACGGCAGUUCCGCCGUUGUGGACCUGGUCGGUGGCGAGGUGCUCUCGCUGGAGAGCGUCACUCGCUCCGACGCCGGCACCAUCGAGUGUUACGCCGACAAUCCAGUGGGCGACUCGGCGUCUGUGCUGCUCACCCUGCAGGUCCUCUACCCGCCGGAGGUUGAAGUGGAGCGAAGUACCAUCUUCACGGGGGAGGGCUUCACCGCUCAGCUGGUCUGCUUGGUACACGCCGACCCUCCCGCUGAGGUUACAUGGACUAGAAGCGGCAGUCCCAUUGAUUUUGAUCGCAUCAGUCAGACAAAUGACGUCAUUAUGUCGUCACGGCACGUCCUCACCAUCGAGGAAGUGACAUUGGACGACUUUGACACGUACACGUGUAACGCUACCAACCAGCUGGGGUCUUCUCACGGGAAGAUUUACGUAUCAGGCGAGGCCGACAAGGUGGAGAUCACCAGUGCCCCGAUGGGAGGUGAUGUCGACUCGUACGACCUCGCCUGGAAGGUCAAGAGCUUCAGUCCAAUCAUCGAGUACAAAAUAGCGUACCGGAAAACUAAGGUGAACUCCACCAGCCAGGGGGCCGGGCCGUGGACCACCCUGACGGCGCCCACCACGGGCCGUCAGCCGGUGGCCGAUAUCCACUUUGAGCAGCGAGUGACGCUGCGUCACCUGACGCCGGCCACCGCCUACGACCUGCGCAUCCAGGCGCAGAACAAGCACGGCUGGAACCGGGUGUCGGACACGUUCCACUUCUCCACCAUCGGCAGAGCGCUGGAGUCCCGGAGCCUGCCGACUAGCGACGCGGGUCGAUUAGCCUGUCUCGUAUGGCGGCACGGCCUGCCGUACAGCUGGCUGCUCUACCUGGUCUGGUGGCGCUUGUAGAGCCAGACCGCCGCGGCGGCGGGCCGGCUGUCUCGCUCCUCUCUCUCCGGCGGCCGGCGGGUCUGAUGGAGUGGUCACUCAGACGCGCCCGCCUCUGUCCCGGAGGCGGACCGUCGCCGACGACGACCGACGACGUCUCAGACUUUUUCAUGGCCGUUCGGGCGGCCGCGGCUGCCCCCCGUUUUACAGCACUGUGUUAGCGGCCGCGGCGCCGCUGCCGAUGUCGGUAAUACAGCCCCGCUGGGGCAGGGAGGCAUACGGGCGGGCGCUACGUCCGAGUGACUGCGAACGCUCAGAGCGCGGGGGUCAAGAGGAACAGUCGGGGGUCAGGGAGAACAUGCAGGGCCAGGGGCCAUGGGCCAUGACAUAAGGCUCAGCAGGGGACGAUCAUGAAGCGUGCGACAGUCCUUAACAGUGUGGCCCAUCGCUUAGGUUGGUUUAGUUUGGAACCAUAUUUUCGUUCUAGAUUGAGAUGUCUUUAUUGCGUGUCCACGAACGAUUUUCGUGUCUCACAGUGGGUCUCAUGAUGUGAGUGUAAUUGGGAAGGGCCCACGGGAAUGAUCCUCAGGUCUCGCUGCGCGGACUGAGCCGGGGGUCCAUGGUGAGCUGACUGACAGCUGUGGGGAUCAUCGGCAGGGACCUGACGAGGGCUCACUGAGUGGGGAUGGGCCCGUUAAACGAGCCAGUGGUAAACUGACGGACCUUUGUGGAUCGAACUGGUUCGUUGAACUAUCCAGGGCUCGCCGGUUGAGCUAUGGACCACCAGACAGACUAUGAGUCAGUGGAGUUGUUACCGUACGGACCUGUAUUCACCGGUGUCUAUGUUCCUGGGCCGGUGAGGCGGGUCGUCUCAGCUCACAGGACUUGGCUCGCCACCGGGAUGUGACGUGUGUCUCAGUGCCUUUGUGAAUAUAUCUAGAAUCUCUUCACUGUGCGCGCCGCGUGACUCCGGUGAGUCACGCUGAGUCAAUCACUCUGUGAGUCUGAUUCAGAGAGCUACGCUAAUACUUGUAAUGUAGAUGUUCUUAAUAAAUGUGAAGAAAUACACCAAUGUGAGAUUAA